This is a messenger RNA of Aegilops tauschii subsp. strangulata, 634 nucleotides long. RefSeq lists its product as uncharacterized. The record is from RefSeq and is a predicted model, not a curated record. NCBI's taxonomy places the organism in Eukaryota, Viridiplantae, Streptophyta, Magnoliopsida, Poales, Poaceae.
CACCCAGACCCUCUCGGUUCUUCCAUCGCCUGUUCGUUUCGAAUUAGCGAGUGUGUGAGAGAGAUCUUUAGGUGCAGGCAUGGGUCUCCCGCUUGAGCAGUGGCGCGGCAGCGAGGAGGCGGACAGUGGCGGCGGCAAGCAGGCGGAGGCCUCCGGGUGCAGGACGCCGAGCGGCUCCAAGGCCCGCGCGGCCGCCGACGGGGGCUGCCCCGCGCCUCCUAGGAAGAGGAGGGCCGCGCCCGGGGCCGUCUCGCAGCAGGGCGGCAGGGGCUUCUACGCCGGCGCCGACGUCGAAGCCUUCUUCGCCUCAAACAACCUCUAGUCUAGAAUCUAGACCUUAUCUAGCAACAUGCAACUCCAAACUCCUCACCGCCGAUGAUAAUCUAGCUUCUGUGUAUGGUGCACCAGGUUGGGGUGCGUAGUUAGCUAGCUAGCUAAGUAAGUGAUCUACCUAAGUAUGUAAGUUACUUCUCUGAGCUUGUGGUCGAUCGGUGCAUGCGUAAUGCCGCAGCGUUAGUGGGUUAGUAGUAUAUGUCUACGUACGCUCAUCUGCAUAUUUCUACUUGUUUGUGUGUGUCAACGGUCGUCUGUUUCGUGUCUUCCAAUCGUUUCUGUAAGAUAUAUUUGUGAACUA